AUGGAAGAUGGAACCUCCGGCAAUCCAACCAAGUCCGAACCUGUGAACGAAGUGGUCAAGGAAGUCAAGGAAGCGGAGACUCAACACCGAGGCAAGAAGUCCUGUGCAACCAGGGAUUUGACGGAAACUGAGUAUCGCAAGGUGUUGAAGUAUUCCGACUACAAGCCGCAUCCAGACUUCCCUUUUGCGCUAAGUUGCAAGGUGCAUUGGUCCAAGAAUAUUUCGGAAGAACGACAAUGCCCUGACAAAAUCAUUCUUGGGUCGAUGUAUACCGACUUUUGUGCUAUGCUCGAAUUGGCGAAUUACAUGGAGGCUUCCUUCAACUACGGGUAUGGCGCCGCUGGUCGGGUAGAUGCAUUCCUCUUUACUACCGAAAGCGAUCCUAAGUUAGCUCCCAAGCACUGCAACACAGCCUACCGCAACAUUCCCAAGGCUGUCUUUUUGUCGGCUCCUUUUCUGGCUGUGGCGCUCCUCUUUGCUGGUGUUCUUGGGAGUAACAGCAUUCGGAAGGUUGCUGCAACUCUGGCAAGAGGCAUGGGUGCUACUGCUGACGAAGUUGACAUUCGAUGUCGCUGGAAGGCUCGCUUGUCUGGACGGGUUGUUGAUGCCUAG
This is a messenger RNA of Seminavis robusta, 612 nucleotides long. Lineage: Eukaryota; Bacillariophyta; Bacillariophyceae; Naviculales; Naviculaceae. The record is from the annotation of a GenBank genome assembly.